Molecule: messenger RNA, 207 nt
Organism: Closterium sp. Yama58-4
Lineage: Eukaryota; Viridiplantae; Streptophyta; Zygnematophyceae; Desmidiales; Closteriaceae
Source: the annotation of a GenBank genome assembly
AUGCGUGCAGCCCCUCACCUUAAGCCGUGGUGCAAUGCUGAGGAAUUCGGCGCAGAGCGCAUCCACUCGGUGGGGCAGGUGGGGACCGUAGACGCUGAGGUUGUGGUGCAGCACGGCCAGCCGGGGCAGGCUCAUGUCUACCGCCAGCACGCGGGGGCAGCUGGGAGGGAACGAGGGGUUCAAUUCAAGGUUGGGGGUGCGGAGUAG